AGCGAUCGAUGAGCAAAUUUGUGAUCGAGCGAGCGAUUUAUGCACGAGCGGGAGCUGGAAGGGGAAGGAGAGGCGAGUGAUUAUUUGCGAUACCCAGCAGCCAUGGCGAACGAUUUAGUGCUGGACACGCAGAUCCGGGACUGGGUGCUGGCGCCCUUGUCGCUGGUGAUGGUGCUGAUCGGCGUGCUGCGCCACUUCGUGUCGAAGAUGAUGCGCACCACGCCCAACCCCGACCUCAAGGCUGUCAAGGAGGGGCAAAUCGUGCUGCGCGCUCGCUUUCUGAAGGCCGGUGCCAACCAUAUUCCCGCCAGAGCGUUCCAGAUGCGCAAAGCGUACUACAACAACGAGGAGAGUGGGCUGUUGCAUGUGCCGAAGGGCCAGGGCAAUAACAUGCAAGCGCAGAUGCUGUCGGACCCCAACAUGGCUAUGGACAUGAUGAAGAAGAACUUGUCGAUGAUCAUCCCCCAGACGCUCACGUUCGCUUGGGUGAACUUCUUCUUCUCGGGCUUCGUGGCGGCCAAAAUCCCCUUUCCGCUUACCCAGCGGUUCCGGUCCAUGCUGCAGAAUGGGAUUGAUCUCAGCUCCGUGGAUGUGAGCUACGUGAGCAGCCGGUCGUGGUAUUUCUUGAAUCUUUUCGGGCUACGGGGACUGUUUAGUUUGAUCCUCGGGGAAGACAAUGCGGUGGACGACACGCAGAGGAUGAUGCAGACGCAGAUGGCGAUGCAGAUGGGUGGGUUUGGGUCGGAUCCUGCCAAGACUCUCGGCGCGGAGAAAGAUGGGUUGGACUUGGUGCAGCAUGAGUGGGUCCUUCCUAAGAGCGAGCAACGAGCGGAGUCUGUGUUGAGGCAUCUGCUUCAGACCUAAACUUAAUGGAAUUAUUUUUUUUCUUUUGUUAUAUUUUUCUUUUUUUGAAGUGAAUGGAGAUUAGGGUUUGGGUCUAGUCUUGAAUAGUGUGAAAGAGGGGCAUCGCAUGUCAGCGAAGAGCACUCACGUUUGACACUGAAGAAAAUUUGUGAAUUUACACGGGAUUUAAUGUUCCUCUCCUCCCCCCGCCCUUUGCAUCUGUGGUGUAGCAUGGGACUUUGGUUGCAUUGCUUGUCUGAACACAAAGGGAUUGUACAUAGAAAUUUUCAUUAUAAAUGACCAGGUUUAUCAUUUAAGUGAAA
Physcomitrium patens is the source of this 1166-nucleotide messenger RNA. RefSeq lists its product as uncharacterized. Lineage: Eukaryota; Viridiplantae; Streptophyta; Bryopsida; Funariales; Funariaceae. Gene Ontology annotation, cellular component: membrane; EMC complex. The record is from RefSeq and is a predicted model, not a curated record. Gene Ontology annotation, biological process: protein folding in endoplasmic reticulum.